AUUUACUUGACAUUAGGAUUAUUCUUGUCAGGCUAAAUUUCAGCUAAACCCAGGUUAUGGAAAAGUGACAAGGAAUUUUUAUGAAGUUCAUUUACUGCAUUUCCUCAAUUUAAAACAUGUCACGCAAUUUAAAGAACAGCAAAACAAAAGCACACAUUGACUCCAGCCUUUAUCACCUUGGCUUGUAUAGUUACAUUGACUCCAGCCUUUAUCACCUUGGCUUGUAUAGUUACAUUGACUCCAGCCUUUAUCACCUUGGCUUGUAUAGUUACAUUGACUCCAGCCUUUAUCACCUUGGCUUGUAUAGUUACAUUGACUCCAGCCUUUAUCACCUUGGCUUGUAUAGUUACAUUGACUCCAGCCUUUAUCACCUUGGCUUGUAUAGUUACAUUGACUCCAGCCUUUAUCACCUUGGCUUGUAUAGUUACAUUGACUCCAGCCUUUAUCACCGUGGCUUGUAUAGUUACAUUGACUCCAGCCUUUAUCACCGUGGCUUGUAUAGUUACAUUGACUCCAGCCUUUAUCACCGUGGCUUGUAUAGUUACAUUGACUCCAGCCUUUAUCACCGUGGCUUGUAUAGUUACAUUGACUCCAGCCUUUAUCACCGUGGCUUGUAUAGUUACAUUGACUCCAGCCUUUAUCACCGUGGCUUGUAUAGGUACAUUGACUCCAGCCUUUAUCACCGUGGCUUGUAUAGGUACAUUGACUCCAGCCUUUAUCACCGUGGCUUGUAUAGGUACAUUGACUCCAGCCUUUAUCACCGUGGCUUGUAUAGGUACAUUGACUCCAGCCUUUAUCACCGUGGCUUGUAUAGUUACAUUGACUCCAGCCUUUAUCACCGUGGCUUGUAUAGUUACAUUGACUCCAGCCUUUAUCACCGUGGCUUGUAUAGUUACAUUGACUCCAGCCUUUAUCACCGUGGCUUGUAUAGUUACAUUGACUCCAGCCUUUAUCACCGUGGCUUGUAUAGUUACAUUGACUCCAGCCUUUAUCACCGUGGCUUGUAUAGUUACAUUGACUCCAGCCUUUAUCACCGUGGCUUGUAUAGUUACAUUGACUCCAGCCUUUAUCACCGUGGCUUGUAUAGGUACAUUGACUCCAGCCUUUAUCACCGUGGCUUGUAUAGGUACAUUGACUCCAGCCUUUAUCACCGUGGCUUGUAUAGGUACAUUGACUCCAGCCUUUAUCACCGUGGCUUGUAUAGGUACAUUGACUCCAGCCUUUAUCACCGUGGCUUGUAUAGUUUCAUGUCAAGUCAAACAGCAUCUACAGCCAUCUUUUGAGAGAAGUUUUGCUGUUCACUGCAGAGCUGUGUCGAUGUGCUUUUCAUAGUCCUCAAGCCAGCCAGCCGGGAAAACAACCCCCCCCUGCUCAGGGCUAACCGCAUUGUCCUAAAGCCAGCCCGCUAAUACCGCUACACUGUAUUUGCUUUUUAAUCGGAAUUGGAAUGAUUUUCAUAGCCUAUUUUAAAUUGUUGGUGUUGAAUUGAUGCCCUUGCUUAACGUUGCAUCAUGAUACUUCAUGUUUAAUGCAUUUUUUUCCGUC
Molecule: messenger RNA, 1545 nt
Organism: Oncorhynchus kisutch (coho salmon)
Lineage: Eukaryota; Metazoa; Chordata; Actinopteri; Salmoniformes; Salmonidae
Exons: 2
Coding region: 117-1283 (388 amino acids)
Source: RefSeq, a predicted model, not a curated record